This is a messenger RNA of Choloepus didactylus (southern two-toed sloth), 1137 nucleotides long. It is a transcript of the gene IGFBP6, whose product is annotated as insulin like growth factor binding protein 6. Gene Ontology annotation, cellular component: extracellular region. Bases 201 to 914 code for a protein of 237 amino acids. Gene Ontology annotation, molecular function: fibronectin binding; insulin-like growth factor I binding; insulin-like growth factor II binding. The transcript has 4 exons. NCBI's taxonomy places the organism in Eukaryota, Metazoa, Chordata, Mammalia, Pilosa, Megalonychidae. The record is from RefSeq and is a predicted model, not a curated record. Gene Ontology annotation, biological process: regulation of insulin-like growth factor receptor signaling pathway.
GGACCCAGGUGGGGGAGGGGGCCUCUCCAGUCCCACCCAGUUUAGGGAUUGCCCCUGUUUCCACCUCCCUCCCCCUUCACCUGGCUCUUAAAGGGCUCGGCCCCUAACCAGAGACUGCUACUUAAGGCAGAGGGGCGGCGGCGGGCAGCAGCUGCGCUUCGCCUGCUCUGGGAGGAGUGGACGGAGCGAAAAACGUGGCCAUGCCCCCCCACAGGCUGCUGCCGCCACUGCUGCUGCUAACUCUGCUGCUCGCUGCCCGCCCAGAAGGCGCCUUGGCACGGUGCCCAGGCUGCGGGCAGGGGCUGCAGGCGGGUUGUGCCGGGGUCUGCGUGGAGGAGGAGGUCGGAGAGUCGCCGGCGGAGAGCUGUGCUGAAGCCGGGGGCUGCGUCAGGAGGGAGGGGGAGCAGUGCGGAGUCUACACCCCUAACUGCGCCCCAGGUCUGCAGUGCCAGCCGCCCCAGGAAGAAGAGGCACCUUUGCGAGCGCUGCUGCUCGGCCGGGGCCGCUGCCGCCGGGCCCGCGCGCCCUCGGAGGUGACUCCAAAGGAGAGUAAACCCCAAGCCAGAACCAGCCGCCCACUGGAUGCGAACCGCAGAGAGCAAGAGAAGAAUCCCGGGACCUCUACCACCCCCUCCCGGCCCAAUUCUGGGGGUGUCCAAGAUACCGAGAUGGGCCCAUGCCGCAGACACCUGGACUCAGUACUGCAGCAGCUGCAGACCGAGGUCUACCGCGGGGCUCACACCCUCUACGUGCCUAAUUGUGACCAUCGAGGCUUCUACCGGAAGCGGCAGUGCCGCUCCUCCCAGGGGCAGCGCCGAGGCCCCUGCUGGUGUGUGGAUCGGAUGGGCCAGCCCCUAUCGGGGACCCCGGACCGUGAUGGAAACUCCUCCUGCCCUACCGCGAGCAGUGGCUAAGGCAGGGUGGUGGGUGCCAUGAGGCCACCAGCAGAAGCGUGGAGUGUCAUCCUGGGUCAUUUAUUGAGCGAUGAGUAACUCAGAGGCCCUGAGCCCCACACUCCCUCUUCAGGUCCUGCCUCCUUGUCUCCCUCACCCACCGUGGGCCCUCACAUAGUCCUCUAGUGGAAAGGUUGUUGGUGUUGGCAUGGGGUGCUAAUAAAGUUGUGCUGGGGGUCUUUGG